UCACGGAAGCUAAUCUUCCUCACCCAAAUAAGGCUUAAAUCUGGAACGUUAAAAGUGGGAUCCUGAGAGGCAUUUGUGUGAGAUGUUGAUCAGGAUGGCUCUCCUCUCCCUCUCCCACAUCGUCCUCCACCACCACCAACUCCGCACUCUUCUCGCCGGUGAUAUCCAUGGCGAUUCCCUCUAAAUUGCUAGGAUGGAUUGUCUCAUCACGUGGGAUUUCUCUUAUGGCCAAAAGGUGGCCGCACAGUUGCCAUGGCUUUGUGUUCUUGCCUGGGCGGAAACAUCAAGAAAUUUGAUGUGCAGUUAUUGAGUGAUAAGAGAUUCAGAUUCUCGGUCGCAUCAAACCAUGUGGGACAUUUCAUUCAUUCUCUUAAGGGCUUCUCAGUACUGGAUUUCCGUGGUCGCCCGCUGGUGGAUUCCCCGGUGUCUGAUGGUGAUCCUAUUUGGAGCUCUGCUCGCACUAGGCUUCAUGGCACACCAAAAUACCUUCGUGAUAUUCUGUCAGUAAUCUCUAAUGGUGUGCAUGGUCAUCAACGUUCUGCUAUUGCGGCUUGUUCAUCUUCUCAGUCAUUUAAAGUUAAAGAUUCGAUUAACGGGGCUACUGAGUACUGGCUUAAUUCUCUUAGUGGAUCACAAGCUGCAGUGACCACAACCCCAGUGCAUUCUCUUGAUUGCAGAGACUCUGUUUCUGCCUCACCUUCUCAUGUUGUGCUCAGAAAUUCAGUGUCUAAAGUUCGAGGUCAGUUGAUUCAGGCCUCUAUAGACAUGUGCGUUCCUGCCAAUGUUACUGCUCCACCUUCCGUUAAAAUUGGGCAAUUUGAAUUUCACCAAUCGGCAACUUUCAAUGCGUUAGAGCCGCCGCCGUUCCAGCCGAGGAAGUUCUUUUCAGGUUGACCUGUUCAACUUAUGCCAUACAUGCAGAGUAUUCAGUUGGAUGAGUUCCAUGAACUCGUUCGGUCGGGAUACAUAAAAUUGGAUAUCAUGUUUGUGAUUAACCAUUACAAGUUUGCCUGUAUGUCUUGCCUCGGUAUGGGCCAUUGUUUCAGUAAUUGUCAUAUUGGGCCAAGAUGUCUCUCUUGCUUUGAGCUUGGUCAUAUACCUGCUUCUUGUUACGAUCGUCGAUUCUCUAGUCAACAGAAUAUAUCUCCGCGGAAUAAUUACGUCUUCAAGAGAAACAAUUGUAACAAUUUAAUCUGGUUCCCAAACAUCAGUCUUUCUGCCCGAGGUGUCUGCAAUUGGGCCAUUCUUACCUGGGAUGUAGGCAAACCCCGCGAUGUCAAUUCUGUUCGGCUUAUGGGCAUUCUGUUGUUGGCUAUUGGCGGGUGAGAUUUUCUGGGAAAUUUGUUUGGCAGUAGAAAAGUAACUCCAUUGAUAUCCCGCAUCCUCUGGAUACUUACUCUUCCUCCCCAUCUGCCGCCCUCGUAGUUGCCAUCCUUGGUGCUUCUCCGUCCCGUGCUAUAUCAAUGGCGAGCUUCACAUGCAACCCCUUCGCCUUCCUUCCGCCGGGCUUCUCCAUCGAGCAAGGCCCCUCUGAUCACAAGGUGAGGGCAGACAUGGCUCUCAGCGCGACUCCACCACUCUGCCAUGAUGACUAUGCCAUUUCUGAGUCCAACAGGCCUAUUCCAAUUCAUCUCCGUCAGGUCGCCAGACAGGAAAUUGUAAGGCUUCCGAACCAUUUCAGGUUUUUUGUUAGAGAUGCGCAAGAUUCUGCUUUUGGUCUUGGAUUGUAUUGCUUCCGCAAUGGUUUGAUUAGGGAUGUUGUAGUUGGGAAAAGUUACUUGCUUGGUGAGGACAAUGAGGUUACUUUUGUUAAGCAUGAUGAAGGUCUGAACAUGCGCAUGCCUUCAUUGGGUAGGCAGAUUUGGUUUCUGAUGCUUGCUUUCCCUCAAGACUAUCAAAAAAAAUUCGGGAUUGAUAAGGCAGUUUCUCAAUUUGGAAAAUUAAUUCAGUGGUUCACACCUCAGGAUCCAGUCUCUAGUGUACUUGUCAAAUCUUGGAUCAUGAGUCUGUCACUUGUGCCUAGUAGUUUUGUGAUGCGGCAAAUGGGUGGUCAGCGUAGAUCUUGGACGGUGCCAGUUUACUAAUUGCAUUCCGAAGAGUCGAAUGCUCAUACUCAUGAUGUUCCUCUGGCGGGGGAGGACCCCCCUCUGGCCGAUGGCAGUGAACCUCAUCCCUUUUAUGGACCCCAUAUGACAGCUGAGCAAGCCUUCCAAGCGAGGCUACAGGUUUGGCUACAGAACAAUGGUGCCUUCGGCCCCAUAGAUGGUGGGAAUCAGGAUGAAGAUGAGCCAGUGACCCCUGAUCAGCAGCAGGUUCCUCUGUUCAUUCUUCCUACUAAAGGUCAAGUUAAUUAUCGGGCUAUUUUAAGGCAGCAGGGAGUCUCUUUCGCUGAUGGAGUUGUUCCCUCUGAUAAUGUUUCUGACAGUCCUCUUUCAGCUUGGAAUGAUAAUGUAAGUGAGGGUAGCUCUGAAUCUUCGGAGGACUUUGGUCAGUUGAUUUUAGUUCCAGCACCAGUCUCAUUGUCAAUUAGUCUGUCCGACACUGCUGGAUCUCAUGUAGCUACCACUUUUACUAUCAAUGAUGCCAAUGUGCCUGAUUUGUUUUGCCUUGCUCGCUCUGUUAUUUUUGCCCUGCAGCAACCAUACAUUCACCAUGACUCUGUUUUGCUCCAGACCCCACCGCUGCCUUUGCACUUGAUUACAUGGAACUCUCAGUCUGAAGGUGAUGCAAACACCUCGAUCUUGUUGGCUCCUGUUCGUAAAGUGGCCAGGAAACUGUGGUUUGAGGACACUCCUACUUCCUCAAAUUUUCUGUUUUUGGUGGAGGAUGCUGAACCUUUUGCACAUAUCCCAUCCUCGGUGGUAAUUUCUGAUAUCUCUGAUGAUGAUUUUGUGGCUCAGGCUGAAGACAACCCUCUGGACCAUGCCUUGGUUCCGUCUGCUCCUCUUGUUGAACACCAAGUUUCUCCAUCUCGUAAAAGGGGCCGUAGGGCCCAGUCUGUUACUCCACUAAGCACUGCUGAUGUUCGUCGCAGUCCUCGCAGUAAUAAGUAUAUGGGUUUUAAAGUGGACCAGCCGUCUGAUUCUCGUGGCCAUAAAUCUCUGAUCAAGCCUCGUGUCACUAAUGCCGUUGAAGAUCCUGCUCCAAAUUCCAGCUCUAAUGAUGCCAGCUCUAGAUCAGCGCCACCACCUCCAACAACCAUCAGGUACAUUCAGCAGCUGGGCUCUAGGUUCUGUGGCAUCCCCCAUGAGGAGCUUGCAGAAGAUCGUCUGCUGGCUGUUGGAAACAUCUCCUCCGAUGAAAAUGAUGUUGGCCAGUAAGUUUAUUGCCGGGUCUCCAAUAAAUCCUAGUCAGGCGCAUUUGAUUAGUUUUAUACCUUUCAACUAUCGUUGUUUUAGUUCAGUUCAGCGCCUAGACCCAUCAUUUUUUUAUUAGUUUGAUGAAUUCUCAACUUCGUUCUUGGAACUUGUUAUGUUGGAAUAUUCGUGGCAUUAGUUCAGAUGUUAAACAUGAUUCUUUGCGUUCCACUAUUGAUAAUUCCGGCUGCUCCAUUAUCUGCAUUCAAGAAACAAAGCAUGAACAUUUCGACCAUUCAUACAUUCGUAAAUUUUGUCCGUAGCGUUUCGAUAAGUUCGCUUACGUUCCUUCGAUUAGUAACUUGGGGGGUCUGAUUGUGAUCUGGAAUAGCACCAUAUUUUCUGCCACCACUAUUGAAAGUCACCAAUGGGCUCAGGUUCUUAGCUUUAAAUCAACGCUUUCGUCUGAUAUUUGGACAGUGGUUAACAUAUAUGGUCCGUGUGAAGGAAUUGAACGCGACAACUUCAUUAGCUGGCUUUACGAUCUUGAUAUUGGCGACGAUGAUAAUUGGCUACUAGUUGGUGAUUUUAAUUUCAUUCGUUCGUCAGAAAACCGUAAUCGUCCGGGAGGUAGCAUCAACUAUGUGAUCACUUUCAAUGAUAUUAUUCUGUCUCAGUGCCUUGUUGACUUGCCGCUAAAGUGAGCGGCUUUCACUUGGAGUAAUAUGCAGCCGGACCCGUUAUUAGAAAAAAUAGACUGGUUUUUUUACCUCCAAUCAUUGACAACGUCGUAUCCGAAUACAUCAGUGAAAGCUCUCCCCAGGCCAGUUUCAGACCACAUACCUUGUCUUGUCUCGGUUCAAUCUUCCAUUCCACGCUCCAAGGUAUUUCGUUUUGAAAACUAUUGGCCUUUACACCCAGGUUUUAUGGACACUGUUAAAUCUUCUUGGCAACUCCCUGUACAUUCCUCUGAUGCUGCGUUAGCUCUUAGUGCUAAGUUAAAAAAAUUGAGAUGGGUCCUUAAAAGAUGGAGCAAAGGUCUCUCUAAGCUCUCAUUGCUUAUGAAUAAUUGUCAUUCUGUUCUUGCUCUUUUGGAUAAUUUAGAGGAGAGCCGACCUCUAGUCAUUCAGGAAUGGAACUUUCGGAAAAUUUUAAAAUCACAAAUAAUUCGUUUACAGUCCUAGAAGCAGAAAUUUUGGCGUAAACGUUGCACCAUCAGAUACAUAUGGGCUGGUGACGAAAAUACUAAAAUUUUCCAACGGAUGGCUACUGAACGACACAGACAUAAUUCUAUUGCCUCUCUUUCCCUCCUAGAUGGUUCUCUUAUUGAUGAUCAUGAAUCUAAGGCUCAAGUUCUAUUCCAAGCAUUUAGAGCAAGACUCGGGGUAUCUGUUGACCAUGAAAUGAAAUUCAAUUUGGACAGUCUUGUCCAAUCUGUAAGCAAUCUUGGGGGUCUAUCUGAACCGUUCACCAAAAAAGAGAUUGAUGACGUGGUUGCUAAAAUGCUGAUUGAUAGGGCUCCGGGUCCAGACGGAUUCAAUGGCUGUUUCUUAGAAACAUGUUGGGAUCUAAUUGCGCCAGAUUUAUAUAAACUUUGUAAUAGUUUCUGGGCGGGCUCUAUCUCUCUGGAUUGUUUGAAUGCCUUGUUGAUCACACUUAUUCCAAAGAAGCUGAACCCCACUUCAGUAAAUGAUUAUCGUCCCAUAUCCCUGCUAAACUGUUGCCUGAAACUUAUUACAAAACAUCUUGUUGACCGUCUGCAAAAAGUUAUUAUGUCUUUGUUACAUACAAACCAAUAUGGAAUUAUUAAAGGGCGUACAAUUAACGACUGUCUCGCAUGGGCCUUGGAGUACAUUUUUCAGUGUGAGAAAUCUGGUAAUGAAGUGAUAAUUCUCAAGUUAGAUUUUGAAAAAGCGUUUGAUUUGAUUGAACAUGAUGUCAGCCUACUGAUGUUGGAAAAGCUGGGAUUUGACUUAAAAUGGAGGCACUGGAUAAAUUCUAUUCUUACUUCUGGACAUUCUUCGGUUCUCUUAAAUGGUACCCCUGGAAAGAGUUUUCAUUACAAGCGUGGUGUACGUCAAGGGGACCCUCUGUCGCCGCUUUUAUUCACCCUAGCUGUGGAUUUGCUGUAGUACAUAAUUAAUAUCGAGUUUGCUGAAGGUAUAUUGCAGCUUCCGAUUGCUCUAUCUGGUACGUAUCCUAUUGUGCAAUACGCGGAUGAUACUAUCAUAAUUAUGCCAGCUUGUCCGAUUCAACUUGUGAACCUUAAAGGUGUUCUGAAUGAUUUUGCCAUCUCAACCGGGCUUCGGAUCAACUUCCAAAAGUCAAAUCUAAUUCCUAUUAAUAUUUCUGCUCAGAAGGCUUCAGAUCUCGCUAAUGUCUUUGGUUGUACAGUGGGCUCUCUUCCAUUUACUUAUCUUGGAUUACCUCUCGGUACCACUAAACCUACCAUGACUGAGUUUAUGCCCUUAAUUGAUCGGGUGGAGCGUCGCAUCUCUAAUACCACGGCACUUAUGUGUCAUGGUUAGAAAAUUACACUGAUAAAUUCGCUCGUAUCCUCCAUGAUCACAUUUGCGUCUUGUACUUUGGAGCUGCCAGUCAAAUUCCUUGAUACCUUUGACAAGAUACGGCGAAGAUGUUUAUGGGAAAAGAAAUCUGAACAUGGUCAAUCUUGUAACUCUUUAGUGGCUUGGAAAAGAGUGUGUUGUCCCAAAGAUAAGGGAGGUCUCAGAGUGAUCAACACUAAAGUUCAUAAUCAAGCACACCUCCUGAAAUUCUUGGAUAAAUUUUACAAUCAUGCAGAUCUCCAAUGGGUUAAAUUACUUUGGGAGUCAUACUAUACUGGUACUGUCCCUCAUGCUGUCCCUAAGUGCGGUUCAUUUUGGUGGCGGUCUAUGGUUAAACUUAUUCCUAUCUACAGAGGAUUCACCAAAUGUGAGGUACGGAAUGGCUUAAAUGUAUCCAUGUGGCAUGAUAAUUGGAAUGGUCUAGUGCUCUCUGAAAACUAUGCCUGCUUGUAUUCAUAUUCCAAGGUUGAAGAUAUCUCAGUUCACACGUACUAUGAGACUAAUGAUUUGAAUAUGAUAUUUCAUUUACCUCUAUCUCCCGAGGCUCUCAAUGAGUUACACUCCAUAGAUAGUCUAAAACCGCCACAAAUUCUUGAGACUGAAAGUACUGAUCAAUGGUCAUACCCAUGGGGACCAGUUUAUUCGGCCAAAAAAUCUACACUCACUGUCAUAGACAAAUCACCUGUCCGGAGCCUUUAAAAUGGAUAUGGAAAUCAAAGCUCCAAAUGAAACUAAAGGUGUUCAUGUUUUCUGUUAGCUGAUAGACUAAACACAAGGAACAUGCUGAAAA
Messenger RNA from Triticum aestivum (bread wheat), 6653 nucleotides. RefSeq lists its product as uncharacterized. Bases 2190 to 3320 code for a protein of 376 amino acids. NCBI's taxonomy places the organism in Eukaryota, Viridiplantae, Streptophyta, Magnoliopsida, Poales, Poaceae. The record is from RefSeq and is a predicted model, not a curated record. The transcript has 2 exons.